GCGUCUCUCUAUAUCGUGGUCUGUGCAUACCCAUUUCGCAGUGCUCCACGACUUGCUGGCACUAUAUGGUUGACUCUGCCAGCGAUUCUCUAGGCCCCAUUUCUUCUGCGACCGUCUCCUCAGUCCUCGGCAUAAAGGGGUCCCUUCGUUUUCGCCGGCAUGGUGCAAGUCAGAAGGCACACGUCGUCCUACGACGCGUAGAACUUUCAGAAGAGUCCGUACAUGACGCUGGUAAAGGGCCUGUUGCAUACUUUAGCCUUUUUGCGCAGAAAAGAAUCGAAGUCAAGCCUGGCAAGGAGAUUUUACUAGCCGUAGCUUCCGAGGAUGGAUCUUUCACAGACCAAGCCGUCAUUUUCGAAGGAGAUCUUUUUGCUUCAGAUACACAACCUGAUGCCGAACAGGAAACGCAAGAUGAUGUCGAACAUGUUGUUGAGGUUCCAUUCGUCCCUCCAAAAAUGAGGAGAACGUGGAACAAGGCAUAUGAACAGGUGAGCGUAGUGCCAGAUAGCGCCCACCGCCCGCCACCUCUACCUGAGCGUGUAUCAGUGGGUGUCCAGGCUCAGCCAUCAUGGGCGGUGAGUUCGGUCCAGGCAGUUCCAAUAACAUCUCCUGUUCGAAUUGGACAACACCCAUCGCUUCCGGAGGACAAAGAAGAUUUGAGCCUCGAUACACGCUCGUCGGAGGUAGUGGGACUAUAUCCUGCUCCUCAAAAAUUAUCUUUAUCUCCGACUCUUAAUGCUGUUAUAAUGGACGAAGAUCGUGAACGUAGCUUGUCACCAAUGAGUUUGGGCUCUCCUUCUAGCACUCCUCCUCAAUCUCCCAUUAUCGAGCGCAUACCGAAUGUUUUUAGAGUUCAAAGUCCUGUAACAGAACCUCCAAAAAGCUCUCAAGACAGCGGUAUGGACCUCUCAAGCGACUCGCAAGACGAGAAGCAAAUUGAAGAUGAUCUUCGCCACCCAGGGGAUACUAGCAGUUUACCUGCAGAACCUAGCACUCCCACUUCCGAGACUGCUGACAUGGAUCUCCAGUCUUCUCCUAGUUCUGCAUCUUCCUCGUCGUCUGACAUACCUGGUCUUGUAACCGGUUUAUCAUGGCGUGCACCUGCGCCACCUCAUCGACCCGUGGAACCCGGGCUCGAACAGCCAAGUUCACCCCCGAAAACAGUUAUUCCCUCUCUUCCGUCUGUGCAACCCUCUAUCUCUGAACGAAUACAUCCUUCUCUAAAAGAGUCUCCACCUUCUGCGGUGCCUCCUACCGUCAAUAAACCUGCGACUCUUCCCCCAAAACUCACAAUAAGUGUUCCAAAGAAACCGGCGAUUGUCAAUCCAUUCGUUUCUGGUGGAUUCAUGACAGAGUUUGUUGGUUCGCCUGCAUCGCUCACUGCUCAAAAAUCGCUACCACCGAAGUCUCGCACCGGCUCACCGAACAUGUCUGAGGCACAGUCAACUCCUACGCCCAUCUCAACGCCUGCACCCCCACGUUCGAAUCCUCCACCUCAAGCACCUACAUUCAUUCCUGCUUCUUCCACUGUGUCCACUUCCCUAUCUCCUUGUGCACCUUCAUCCCAGUUUUCAACAAAGCCUUCCCCUCCACCUCUAGCAGUGCCUGCAAGACUAUCUGCUCAAGAGCAACGUCUUCUUGCAGCCCCCUUACCUCCAACUCCCUUCAUCUGUGCCUCAGCCGCCACGAACUCAAGCAUACCCCAGUUCUCUCCCCCCUCGUCCGUCAGAAACUGUGAUCGCUUACUCCAAUAAGGCGCCUUACAAGCCCAGUUAUUCACCUUUAACGUCAGCCAGCGAUGCAAGAAUAUCCUAUAAUGCUACCGGAACAAUAUCUAAUCCUUUGAACAUUCGCCCUUCACGAUUUGCCCCACUCAAAGCUACUCCAAUCCAAUCUCAGCAAGCGCCGAAGAAACCGUUGACAAUCGGUAAUGGCUGGCCGCACACACGACAGGCUAACGGACAUGGCUCUACGU
Suillus discolor is the source of this 1975-nucleotide messenger RNA. RefSeq lists its product as uncharacterized. Lineage: Eukaryota; Fungi; Basidiomycota; Agaricomycetes; Boletales; Suillaceae. The coding region runs from base 66 to 1754 and encodes 562 amino acids. The transcript has 4 exons. The record is from RefSeq and is a predicted model, not a curated record.